Molecule: messenger RNA, 4339 nt
Organism: Archocentrus centrarchus (flier cichlid)
Lineage: Eukaryota; Metazoa; Chordata; Actinopteri; Cichliformes; Cichlidae
Gene: bmpr1aa
Product: bone morphogenetic protein receptor, type IAa
Exons: 14
Coding region: 736-2352 (538 amino acids)
Biological process (GO): cellular response to growth factor stimulus; cell surface receptor protein serine/threonine kinase signaling pathway; protein phosphorylation
Cellular component (GO): signaling receptor complex; plasma membrane
Molecular function (GO): ATP binding; transmembrane receptor protein serine/threonine kinase activity
Source: RefSeq, a predicted model, not a curated record
CUGGUGUUGGAGUUUGUGAUCCGCGGCUGUGGAGAGCCGCAGAGCGCAGCGCAGCGCACGUAGCGACGGACGCGACCACAAGCCUGGAAAUUACACCUCUGUGCGGGAUAACGGAGCGAGGCAGGACCGAGGCUGGAGCGGGAGCGGACUUUCAGGAUGAAAUAAGGCGGAAAAAGGAGUGGAAUAGCCGGGGCAGAGAUUAAAGAAACGGAAGAAAGAAAGUUGGCGGUGAUUACGUAGCGCAGGUGAUCUGUACCGGCAUUACCGCUAGCACGAAGCUCCGGCCUUUCUGAUUGGUCAUUUUACAAUUGUGUGGAUAAAGCUGGAAGAACAGAACUUCCAGGACUCCGACGUCAGCGGGAAUUUUAUCAGACGACUGCUCUGCUGCAAAAGUGCAACGUGAAGCGGGCUGUCGGCAGCUGUGAUGUUGGUGUGAUCCGACUUCUAGACUACAUUUCCCAUGGAGCCGUGCACAGAGAGGCCCAGUAUUCUACCAUGGAGUCAACAGUCAGGGUGUUGGACCCACAGACCCACUAAGACUCAGGAGGACCUGUAUUUGUGAUAACACCCUCCAUCCCAUCACCUCCUCCCUCUCCUUCCCUCCAUUUGGAGCUCCUCAGACUCCUGCUGUGGAAUAAUUAAGACUUUAAUCAGGACUGGGGCAUCUCCUCUCAGUGCAGACCGGCUGAUCAGAAGCUCUCGUCGGUGUGGGACCUGGUCCGGUCCUGCUGCAGGAUGGUAGGUCUACCGUUCUGUGUGACCGUGACGGCCGCCGCUCUGCUGCUGUGCCUCAGAACUGACGUUCACUUCACCUCAGCCUUAUUUCCAGCUGCAGGUCAGAACCCGGACCACGUCCUGCAGGGGACGGGGGUGAAACCCGAGGCUCGGCGGCCCGGCGACGGCCCCACCAUCGCGCCCGAGGACCUCCCUCGAUUCCUGAGCUGCUACUGUUCGGGACACUGCCCCGACGACGCCAUAAACAACACGUGCCAGACGAACGGUCAGUGUUUUGCCAUCAUCGAGCAGGAUGAGCAUGGAGAGGUCCAGCUCACCUCCGGCUGCAUGAAGUACGAAGGUUCACACUUCCAGUGCAAGGACUCCCCCAAAGCUCAGACCAGGAGGACGAUUGAGUGCUGCAACACAGACUUCUGCAACAGAGACCUGCAGCCCACGCUGCCCCCACUGGCCCCCGCAGAGCGAAGCCCUCACUGGCUUGCCUUCCUCAUCUCCAUGACGGUCUGCUGCUGCAUGCUGAUCUGCGUCACUGUGGGAUACUACUACAGGUAUAAGUUUAAGAGCGACCGGCAGCAGUAUCAUAAGGAUCACAGGGACACGGAGCAGGAAGUCUUCAUCAGGGAGGGGGAGUCGCUCAAAGACCUCAUUCAUCAGUCUCAGAGCUCAGGCAGCGGCUCAGGGCUCCCCCUGCUGGUGCAGCGGACCAUCGCCAAGCAGAUCCAGAUGGUGCGUCAGAUCGGUAAGGGGCGGUACGGCGAGGUGUGGCUGGGCCGCUGGAGGGGAGAGAAGGUCGCCGUCAAAGUCUUCUUCACCCGAGAGGAAGCCAGCUGGUUCAGGGAGACCGAGAUCUACCAGACGGUCCUGAUGAGACACGAAAACAUCCUCGGCUUCAUCGCAGCAGACAUUAAAGGCACGGGCGCCUUCACGCAGCUCUUCCUCAUCACCGACUACCACGAGAACGGCUCUCUGUACGAUUACCUGAAGCUGACCACGCUGGACACGCAGGCGCUGCUGCGGCUCGCCUACUCGGCCGCCUGCGGCCUCUGCCACCUGCACACGGAGAUCUACGGCACGCAGGGCAAGCCGGCCAUCGCCCACCGCGACCUCAAGAGUAAGAACAUCCUGAUCAAGAAGAACGGCACCUGCUGCGUCGCCGACCUCGGCCUCGCCGUCAAGUUCAACAGCGACACUAACGAGGUGGAUAUCCCCCUGAGCACCCGGGUGGGGACGAGGCGCUACAUGGCCCCGGAGGUCCUGGACGAGAGCCACAACAAGAACCACUUCCAGGCCUACAUCAUGGCCGACAUGUACAGCUUCGGACUCAUCAUCUGGGAGAUGACUCGGCGCUGCGUCACUGGAGGUAUCGUGGAGGACUACCAGCUGCCGUACUAUGACAUGGUCCCCUCUGACCCCUCCUACGAAGACAUGCUGGAGGUGGUGUGUGUUAAAGGUCUGCGGCCGACAGCGUCUAACCGCUGGAACAGCGACGAGUGCCUCCGGGCCAUGCUGAAGCUGAUGUCGGAGUGCUGGGCUCAUAACCCCGCCUCCCGCCUCACCAUCCUCAGAGUGAAGAAGACACUCGCCAAGAUGGUGGAGUCCCAGGACAUCAAGAUCUGACCCUCCCCCCUCCACCAGACUCACCUGACACCUCCACCCCGGACCGGCUUCCUGCAUCAGGAGGAUGAAGAGGAGGAGCUAAAAGAGAAAAGGACCCGCCUCAGGGCUGAACUGUGUCUCCUCCUCCUCUUCCUCCUCCAGCCUCCUCCUCCUCUCUCUGCGCCGAGCGGCUCGAGGUUCGACGCUUUCUGUGAAAGCCAAACAAGAUGAUAAAGACAACUUCCUGUGCAGGGGAGAGGAGGGGGGCGGGGCUUUCGUUCCUCGUGAAUAAACUGAGAUUUUCUUUCUUUUUUUUUGUUGAGGACCCACCUCGCUGAGAGCUUCCUCCACAUCUGCCUGUUUCAAAAUGCCAAUAUUUUGUCUUUGUCUCUUCAGGACUGAGUUCUCCUGCCAUAUUAAGAUAUUAUCUCCAUGCUUAGAGUUAAAUAUAAGCAGAAUAAGGUACUAUAAUAACAUGUGAAUUUAAAUGUGUAAAUAAAUGUUAUCUUUAGAUGCCGUGCCUACUCGUGAGAAGAGUUAAAACCAGAACACUAUGCUGCAGAGGUGCUGACAUCCAGCCGUCUCCUCAGAGACGCCGGCGGGAGGCCGAAGGGUCAGCACGGAGACGUCUACCGUCCUGUUUGUCUGUCUGUCCACUUCCUGUCUGUCUGUCUGUCUGAUGAAAUGAAUAAAAAAAAUAGAGUACCACCAAACCUGAAGACAACCUGCACGAAAAUCUUCAGCAUCGUUUUUAAAGGGGACACAUUCUGCCUGUUCCGAGUGGCUCAGUAUGAUUAACACUUUAAAAUAAUCCUUGUUUGUCUUGCACGGCCCCUCAGUUCAUCCUGUGUGAAAAAAGUCAUUUUAGAAUCUCACUGUCUGCUCAUUGGUCUGCUUCUGGAAGCCUACAGAGGGGAUGUAUGUUUUUUGUGAGAUCCACCUCCUCUUGCUGAUGUUGAGGAACUAAACUGUAAGUGUGGGGUGUUUAACGGUUAAAAUAAUCCCAUUUUAUUGGAUACUUGCCCAGUUUAAGGCCCGCCACCCACAACUUUAUUGUGGUCGGCCAACUUCUGGAAGCCUGCCGAGGGGCUGCGAUACCAGCAGGGGCAAUGCUGAGCUUUCAGGGUCCUGGCGAUAAAAUUAGAUUCAAGUUGUGUUUUAAAGCCACUCAGGAUAAAAUUUAAGACCAAAUGAACUAAAAGUGAAUUAAAAAAAAAAAAAAGAAGGAAAACAAAUGGCAUGAAGCCCGCAAGCCCCGCCCCCCUCAGUCAUCAAACAGAUCUUACAGUCUCAGCACCACUAUCUGUACUUCCUGAUGGUUGGAGGCGAACUUGGCUGGCAGGAAGUUGCGUUGGAUUCUUACAUCUUCACUUUGCAUCAUUCCUGUUUUGGGUGAAGCGUUAGCGCUCCACAGCGCCCCCUAUGGAGCAGGGAGAGCUUUACUGUGUGGCGUGUUCGGCCUCGGGCUCACAGGGAUUAUUUUCACACGUUUACCUCAUCAUACGAAACUUUAAUAUCAGCAUCGAGUGAUUUUGAGCAUUACGUGAACGUGUCCCCUUUAAGCUGCGUUUAAUCAUUCACAGUAUCAGGAAACUUUUAGCCUAGCAUAGCACAAAGAUCAGAAACUCGCCUUUUACGAUCUCUAGAUGUGUUUGAUCAGCUUUCUUGAACGGACAUAGAAAUUAAAAUGUAAAAAAAAUAGUUUUAGCAGCAGGUGCCACUAAGCUGACAGUUUGUGCUAUGCUAGGCUACGGUUGCUGUGUUGUUGGUUUCGUGGCGGCGGUGGGAUUCGAUGCAUGAAUGAGGCUAAUGUUGGUACAGCAGCUAUUUAAGCAGUAACUUCAGUGUCUGUAAUUAAAGCUGAGUAUAGGAAUAACCUGAUGUUUUUGUAAAUGUCUCUUUGUUUCCUGCUGUCGGUGUUUUUUGGUGCCUUUACCGAGGAAAUGAAACUGUAAACAGUCUGUCCAAUGUACCGAUUUUUAAGUAAAUACUCUUAUUUUAGUACACA